UUCCGUGUGAAAAAGACACAAUUAGUUAGUGUAGGUUGACUCAGGCGGGUUGGUUUACUACCACAAUUAUUUUCCCAGAGAGAGCAGCCUCUGGAAAAAGGGCAGAGGCUCAGGCAGUCAGUCUGGUGGAAGAGAAUCUAGAGAAAGAGAAGCUGCGGAUAAGAAAGAGAAGCCAUGGGAAAGGAAGAGCUGAAGGAGAAGAAGAAGGUGACUGAUGAUGCAGCAGCUGAAACUAAUGGGACAGAGAUCAAUGGCAGAGCAAUGGGGGUGGUUGCUUCUGCUGCAGAUGAGCCUAAGCCCAACUACAGAGGAUGGAGAGCCAUGCCCUUCAUCAUCGGUCAGUACAAAUACCCGUAUUCCAUUUCCGGAUCAAAUCUGCCGCAAUCCCAGCUUCUCCCCCGUCUUCUGCUCUCGGCGGAAUGAGACAUUUGAGAAGCUCGGAGCGAUCGGGACAUUAGCGAACCUGUUGAUCUACCUGACCAAGGUGUUCAACCUGAAGAGCAUUACGGCAGCAAACAUCCUUAACAUCUUCAACGGCACCACGAACUUCGCCACCUUGCUUGGAGCCUUCCUCUGCGACACCUACUUCGGCCGCUUCAAGACGCUCGCCUUCUGUACUAUCGCAUCUUACAUGGGGCUGCAAGCAAUACAGUUGACGGCGGCGAUCAAGAGCCUUCAUCCUCCUCACUGUGGAAAUAGCAGCACUUGCGUCGGCCCCACGAAAGGUCAAAUGGCUUUCCUGAUAAUGGGGUUUGGUAUGUUGAUCACUGGAGCUGCCGGUAUUCGACCGUGCAACUUAGCCUUUGGCGCCGAUCAGUUCAAUCCUGAGACGGAGUCAGGAAAGAGAGGGAUCAAUAGCUUCUUCAACUGGUAUUUCUUCACCUUCACUUUCGCACAAAUGGUUUCCCUCACGCUGAUCGUCUACAUCCAGUCAAAUGUGAGCUGGGCCAUUGGGCUGGCUAUCCCUGCCAUCCUCAUGCUUGUAUCAUGUGCAAUCUUCUUCUCGGGUUCGAAGAUUUAUGUCCGUGUGAAAGCCACGGGAAGUCCCAUGACGAGUGUUGUGCAAGUGAUCGUAGCUGCCAUCAGGAAGGCCCGGCUGACACGACACGAGCAAUCGUGGCAAUCUCUUUAUAGUUACAUACCGGCAAAGUCAAUAAACUCGAAACUUCCCUAUACAGAUCAGUUCAGAUUCCUCGAUAAAGCGGCGAUCGUGACCCCACAAGAUCAGAUAAAUGUAGAAGGGUCACCUGUCAACCCGUGGCGGCUGUGCAGCAUGCAACAAGUCGAAGAAGUGAAAUGCCUCAUGAGAGUAAUUCCUAUAUGGGCAUCGGCAAUGAUUUACUACAUAGCAAUAGUUCAGCAAAACACCUACGCAAUCUUCCAGGCGACCCAAGCCAAUAGGCGGCUCGGGACCACAAACUUCAAGAUCCCAGCAGCAUCCUACGUUGUCUUCCUGAUGCUGAGCCUCACAAUUUUCAUACCCAUCUAUGAUCGCGUCCUUGUGCCAUUUCUCCGAAGGCUGACCGGCAAGGAAGGUGGGAUCACGGUUCUCCAGAGGAUGGGGAUUGGGUUAUCCUUAGCUAUACUCACAAUGCUGGUCUCAGGCUUUGUGGAAUCCCGACGGAGACAUAUUGCCCUUACAAGACCGACACUCGGGAUGGAACCGAGAAGGGGCGAGAUCUCUUCCAUGUCGGCGUUGUGGUUGGUCCCGCAGUUCGCACUCGCUGGCUUAACUGAGGCAUUUGCCAAUAUUGGGCAGGUCGAGUUUUACUACAAGCAGUUCCCCGAGAACAUGAGGAGCAUCGCCGGGUCGCUGUACUACUGCGGGAUGGCGGGCGCAAACUACCUGAGCAGCCUCCUGAUAACGAUCGUCCACAACAAGACUGGAAACGGUAAAGGCGGGAAUUGGCUGCAGGAAGAUCUCAACAAGGGCAAGCUGGACUACUACUACUAUCUCAUUGCUGCAAUUGGCAUGGUGAACUUAGGGUACUUCCUGGUGUGUGCUAGGUGGUAUCAGUACAAGGUAACAGCAGAGGUUAAAGAUGACUCCGAGACGGAGCAACCCGGAAAAUGCAUGACUCCAUAGUGAAGUUAGAUCAGGCAGCCAUUAUUGGAUAGCGUUAAAUAGUCAUAGGUUAUGGAACUAUAGAGAUCGACUCUAUAUAACAUAUAUCAAUGCAAGGAGAGUAAUAGAAAUAACAUUUUUCUGCGCUUAUCAA
Molecule: messenger RNA, 2219 nt
Organism: Punica granatum (pomegranate)
Lineage: Eukaryota; Viridiplantae; Streptophyta; Magnoliopsida; Myrtales; Lythraceae
Source: RefSeq, a predicted model, not a curated record